UAUUGGAAUCAAACACCUCAGAGACUACUCUCCAGGUUUCCACUAAUUUCAACUAUAUAAUGGGUCCAGAAACUUUCAAAAAGUUGUAAAGUGAAGAAAAACAGAGUGUUUGAAAGAGAAAAAGAGAGAGAGGAGAGAGGGGGCGAAAUGGGAGGAAAGUGUCAGCAGCCUAUGUUGAAUGGAGAGAAAAGAGAGAGAGGAAAGCAAAAAUACAAUCAUGGGUUUUCUUCAGCUGAGAUACAGACACUGGCUAGCGUAGCUGAAGUUGUGUUCCCUUCUUUGCCACCAAAUUCUAGUUUUGAAGGAAAGGAAAACCAGCCAAGUAAGGCUGCUCAAUCUUUCCUGGAAGCUUCAGCCUCUGAAUCCCCAAUUCCAGACGAGGCUGCAGAACUGCUGUCCAAAAGAACAUUCAUCGAAAGUCUGAUAUUGGUCAGAGUUCUACUGUUGCUAUUGUCCACCAGGUUGGGAACCUUGUUGCUUUGUGGAUCCCUUUGUUUAGGUGAUAAAUGGCCCUACAUCAAUUACUUCUCGUGCAUGCCAUUGGAAAAAAGGGAAAAAGUUUUGCAAACGUGGUUUAAGCAUUGCCGCUUAUUUACUUUUGUCAGGAUUGCUCUCAUCUACUUGAAAGUCGCCUGCCUGUACGCUUUCUUCUCUCGGGUAGGUGAAGAUGGUGAUAACCUAGCUUGGGAAGCUAUUGGGUAUCAUGUAGACAAUGUCGAGAAUUUGUCACAAGUAACAAAGGAGAGGCCUCUUCAAAAAGGAAUGAUUGAGACAAUGCAUGAAGAAGACUCGACUCUUCAUCAAUCGCUGAAACGGAAGGGCCUCCAAGUUAUAGAAGAUACAAAUGAAAACGUCUGCAAAAUCAAAUGUGAUGCUGUAAUAGUGGGUUCUGGAUGUGGUGGUGGUGUUGCAGCCGCAAUGCUGGCCAGUUCCGGCCUGAAGGUCGUUGUUAUAGAGAAGGGGAGCUAUUUUGCUCCGAUAGAUUAUUCCCCCUACGAAGGCCCCUCAAUGGCAGAACUAUAUGAAUCAGGAGGAAUCCUUCCAAGUGUUGACGGACAGAUGCUGCUUCUUGCAGGCUCGACAGUGGGUGGUGGCUCAGCUAUCAACUGGUCAGCAUGCAUCAAAACACCAAAAUCCAUACUUCAAGAAUGGGCUAAGGACUGUCAAAUCCCACUUUUUGGAAGCCCUGAGUAUCUGUCAGCAAUGGACACUGUUUGCGAGAGAAUUGGUGUCACAGAAGAUUGUAAAGAGGAGGGAUUUCAGAAUCAAGUGCUUCGAAAAGGGUGCGAAAAUCUUGGUCUUGAAGUUGAGAAAGUGCCAAGGAAUUCCUCAGAAAGCCAUUACUGUGGAUCUUGUGGGUUUGGUUGCAGAAGAGGGGACAAGAAAGGGACUGAUCGUACAUGGCUAGUAGAUGCAAUUAAUAAUGAUGCAGUGAUUUUAACAGGAUGCAAGGCUGAGAGAUUCAUAUUCGAAAAGAACAAGAUAGGCAGAACAAGGAAAAUGAAGUGCUUGGGAAUAAUUGCAAAAACUUCAAACAUAAAUAUCACAAAGAAACUGCAUAUCGAAGCCAAAGUAACAAUAUCAGCAUGCGGGGCUCUUUUGACACCCCUUUUAAUGCAUGCUAGUGGUUUGAAGAAUCCAAAUAUUGGUCGAAACCUUCAUCUCCACCCAGUCCUAAUGGCCUGGGGUUACUUUCCUGACUCAGAUUCAGAGUUAAAGGGGAAAAGCCAUGAGGGUGGGAUAAUCACAUCAGUACACAAGGUGGUAGCAACAGACAACAAAGUGCAAGCCAUCAUUGAAACUCCUUCAUUAGGGCCAGCACAAUAUAGUGCUUUAUGCCCUUGGGAGUCUGGUCUUGACAUGAAAAGAAGGAUGCUAAAAUUUUCCAGAACUGCUCAUAUGAUAACAAUAAUAAGGGAUCAGGGAUCUGGAAAAGUUCGUGCAGGAGGACGAGUAACCUAUAAGUUUGAUGCAUUAGACAGACAAAACCUUCAAGCCGGCUUGAGACAGUCGUUGAGGAUUUUAGUAGCAGCUGGAGCAGUUGAGGUGGGCACUCACCGUAGUGAUGGGCAGAGAAUCAGAUGUAAAGGGAUAAGCAAUGAAGAGUUAGAGGAGUUUCUAGACUCAGUUUCUCCAGUAGGAGGCCCAAUGUUCUCUGGAGAAAACUGGGUCAUCCACAGUACUGCUCACCAGAUGGGCAGCUGUAGGAUGGGGAUUACUGAAACAGAAGGCGCAGUUGAUGAGAAUGGUGAGAGCUGGGAAGCUGAAGGAUUGUUUGUUUGCGAUGCAAGUGUUCUGCCAAGUGCUGUUGGUGUAAAUCCGAUGAUCACUGUCCAGUCCACUGCUUAUUGUCUCUCAAAGAGAAUAGCAGAGUCUUUAAAACAAAAAAUAGCCUUCUAAACUAUAUUAAUCCGUCAUCAGCAACCUCAAGAUUGAUGUAUUUUUCAACAUUUAUAUGUCUGCAUUAUAACGAAGAAAAAGACAGAAAAGAUGGUAAAGAAUGUAAUAUUGAUCAUAUCAUAAGUCAUAAUAACAGAAAAGGGAUUGUACUUGA
Molecule: messenger RNA, 2554 nt
Organism: Durio zibethinus
Lineage: Eukaryota; Viridiplantae; Streptophyta; Magnoliopsida; Malvales; Malvaceae
Product: long-chain-alcohol oxidase FAO1-like
Molecular function (GO): long-chain-alcohol oxidase activity; flavin adenine dinucleotide binding
Source: RefSeq, a predicted model, not a curated record